GAGAUUCGUAGCGACGCUUCGUAAGCAGACUCAUUUGGUUUUCAGUCACGUAUUUGUGAUUCGUCGAUUCGUUUUACGAGUCGUUUCUACAUUCGUAUUCACGCAUAGGCUUGUAAUUCGUACUCACCGAUAUCUUGAUCGAAUGGCCAAGAAUUAUACUAUACUGGAAAAGCAAUGAACAAAUAGGUGUAUUAGAAAAGAAAAAAAGAAAAAUAGCAAUGAUUGCAGUAAAGUAGAUCACGGUGUGGGACUAUCUUACUGUUAAAAGGCGUCAAGCCAAUUACCAGGGAAUCAGGUUCAAUUAAAAGGCGAGUAACAAUCAUCAGAAUGACUGCUGCUUAUACGAACGAUCCCGUAUCUCAGGAGCAGAACGUAGACAAGAAAACAGGCACAAUAGUCAGUAAAAUAUUGAACAACAAGAAAGAACAAGUAACACGCGAAGAAAGUACCGAAUUUACUUCUGCAGAAAUGAUGAAACUUGCAACAGGUGGUCAGGAGCAAACAGAAAUCCCUGUUAAUCAGGAUAAAUUGACGCUUUGUAUUUCAGUUAAAACACCAGAAAUACUUGAGCAAAAAAUUGAAGAUACUUUGGAAUAUAAAAAAGCUACAGAAGAUGAACUUCUAGAAAAAACUGAAAAUAUUUCAAUUACCAUCGAAAAUAAUCAAAAUACGAAUAUUAGUACUAAUGAAAUUAAAAAUGAAGUGUUAAAAGAUUGUGAUCUAAGUGUAACAAAAUCAACUUCGAAUUCAAUCAUGUCGAUGAAAGUUGAUGCGUUUCUCGAUGAGUGUGAUUUCCAAGAUGUAACGUCGGGAACACGUGGAACUGAUUUUUCUCCGCAAAACAAUUUUGAAUUACAAGAAUUGCAAAAUUCUAUUGAAAGCAUUACUACGGAAGCGAGCAAUUUUUCAAGCAAUUUUGAUAUUUGCAACGGUUCGUUAGAAGAUGCAGUUUUUCAGAAAGGUAUCGAGGAAAUGUAUGAUCCAGAAAGUGAACUGAAUUUUCACGAAGCUGUACGUGCAGGGGACGCCAAGUGCGUCGCGACACUUCUUGCAAGUAACUCUGUACAAAACCUGGACGAACCGGAUUGGAAUGUUUCAGGUGAUCCACCCCUGUUAGUAGCCGCUACGAAUCAUUGUUUGCCUAUUCUCAGUUUACUACUUGCGAACGGAUGCGACCCAGCUGUGCGUUCCCCUCGUGGAGAGACGGCGCUUCACAGAGUGAUUUUAAAUGGAGGACCAGGAAAUGUAUUGCAAUUCGUAGGAGAAUUGUUGAAAUAUGAUUGUCCAUCAGGCGUAAAAGAAGCUGGCGGUGGCUUAACUGCGCUACACAUAUUAACACGACAACUAGCUCAUGCACAAGGAUCAAAAAAUUUGCAUCACAAUUUUGAGGCGGCUCUAAAAACGCUCGAUUUAUUAGCACGCGCUGGUCCUGUUAAUGCGAAGGAUCAUCAAGGCCGCAGUGCGCUCCAUAUUUUAGCAUCCUCUACUAUAUUUGAUAACAAUCAUAGAACUGAAAUCGAAUCAUUGAUCGAAACGUUGUUAGCUGCUGGCGCAGAUCCAUCACUGAAGAAUGAUAGGGGAGAAACUCCUUUGCACGAGUGUCUUGAGUGCGGUGCUUUAAACACUGCGUUUUUACUUAUAUCACCCACGCCAACCGGUAUAAUGUCACGUUACGGUGAAACUCCAUUGCACAUUGCCUCUAGAAAAAAUUAUGUCGACAUGGUGGCGAAACUGUUAGAACACGGGGAAGAUCCUAGUAUACAAGACGCUGGUGGCAAUACACCGUUACAUUUAGCUUCUGCAAGAGGUUUUCACCAAACUGUUUCUUUAUUGGUUACAUCACCACUUGCACAAUUAGAAAAAUUAAAUACAGAAGGAUUAACUGCUCUGCAAGUAGCCGCCGAAAGUGGCUUUGUUAAUGCAGUAAGACUAUUGCUAAAAGCGGGUGCAGAUCCAAGUCAAACAGUCCAUUAUUGUACGACGAUUUUUCAUCGUCAUCCUGAUAUUUCCAUUUUAAUAGAUCACGAAUUGAGUAGACGUCGUCAGCUCGCUGCUUAA
Molecule: messenger RNA, 2058 nt
Organism: Eufriesea mexicana
Lineage: Eukaryota; Metazoa; Arthropoda; Insecta; Hymenoptera; Apidae
Product: ankyrin-1
Exons: 3
Coding region: 328-2058 (576 amino acids)
Molecular function (GO): protein binding
Source: RefSeq, a predicted model, not a curated record